Molecule: messenger RNA, 2145 nt
Organism: Solea senegalensis (Senegalese sole)
Lineage: Eukaryota; Metazoa; Chordata; Actinopteri; Pleuronectiformes; Soleidae
Product: high-affinity choline transporter 1-like
Exons: 9
Coding region: 143-1813 (556 amino acids)
Biological process (GO): transmembrane transport; choline transport; acetylcholine biosynthetic process
Cellular component (GO): plasma membrane
Molecular function (GO): choline:sodium symporter activity
Source: RefSeq, a predicted model, not a curated record
UAAUGUACACUACAUAGUACACUAAUGAAGCAUCACUGGUUGUCUUUAGUGAUGACCCACAUACACCCGGUUAGAGCGUGACUAUUUAACGACUCAGCUUAGUUUGCAUUUUAGUGCAGGAGCUUGACAGAAGCAGACCAACAUGGCUCUGAACAUUGCCGGUGUGAUUGCAGUUGUUGUGUUCUACAUCCUUAUCCUGGGGACGGGGAUUUGGGCUUCACGAAAGGCCAAGGAGGCUCAGAAGACAAGCACAGGAGACAGGACGGAAAUAGUGCUGCUUGGGGACAGAAAAAUUAACUUGCUGGUUGGGAUUUUCACCAUGACAGCUACAUGGGUGGGAGGUGGUUUUCUCCUGGGUGUGGCUGAGGCAGUGUACACUCCUAACAUGGGCUUGAUAUGGGCUCUAAUGCCCAUACAAUGCAGUGUGUCUUUCAUAAUAGGUGGUCUUUUCUUUGCCAAGCCAAUGAGGGACAACAAGUAUGUCACCAUGUUUGACCCAUUCCAGAAAAAGUAUGGCAAUGUACUGUGUGGUGCUCUGGUGCUGCCUGCUCUGCUUGUGGACGUGCUGUGGGUGUCGUGCACCCUGCUUAGUUUAGGAAUAACCAUGACUGUGAUCCUGGAGUUGCCCUUCACCUAUUCUGUGUGCAUCUCAGCAGCUGUCGCCAUUGUCUACACGUUGUUAGGAGGACUUUAUUCAGUGGCCUACACUGACAUCAUCCAGCUUGCUCUAAUUUUUUUCAGUUUGUGGCUGUGUGUCCCCUUCCUUCUGCUCAACCCCGCGUCUCCGAACAUCGCCCAAACAGCUUUCAACAACACAGUUCAAGCACCCUGGGUCGGCUCUCUGGAGAAAGACGUGGUCUGGAGGUGGAUUGACGACGGUUUAAUGCUGGCUCUUGGCAGUGUCUCUUUUCAGUGCUUCCAGCAGAGGACGCUGUCUGCCUCCUCGUCACGGACAGCCCAGUUAACCUGCUUUGCUGCUGCUGUUAUGAUAGUGAUCCUGGGAAUCCCUCCAGUCUUGAUUGGGGCUGUCGCUGCCUCCACAGACUGGAAUCUGACGCUGUAUGGCUCUCCGCCUCCUUAUGAACGUGGACAGCAAAUGAUGGUCCUUCCCCUGACCCUGCAGAACCUCACUCCAUCAUUCAUCUCAGUCAUUGGAGUUGGAGCCGUGGCCGCAGCCGUCAUGUCGUCCACAGACUCCGCCCUGUUAUCUGCAACUUCUGUUUUCUCCUCAAAUAUCUACAAGAACAUUCUGCGUAAACAGGCCUCAGACCGUGAAAUGCAGUGGGUGUUUCGGAUCACAGUAGUAGUUGUGGGUGUGGCCGGGACAUCCAUAACCUUCUUCACUAAAAGCACCCUAGUCCUUUGGCUCCUUGGAGCAGAUGUUUCCUACACCCUCAUAUUACCCCAUCUAGUUUCUGUGCUCUUCUUCAAAGUGACAAAUGAGUAUGGUGCCAUGGUGGGUUACGCUGUAGGGCUGACUGUGAGGAUUCUGCUGGGAGAGAAAAGUAUCGGACUUCCUGUAGUUCUACACCUUCCCGGUUGCACGCUGGAAGACGGCAUCUACGUCCAAAAAUUUGCAUUCCGAACAGUCGCCAUGCUGUGCACGCAGAUAACCAUCGUAGCUUGUUCUGCAUUGGCUCUGGUCCUGUUCAACAGCGGCCUGCUGCCUGAAAGAUGGGACAUCUACAAAGUAAAGCGUCAGAGUGCUGCAUCACCAGCACAUGCUGUCACUCAGAAUCUCAAAGAGGAAGCGAAAGGUGAUGCUGAAUGUGAUGAAAACAAAGAUGCACUUUCCUUACAACCCAUGUUGUAGGUGGGAUAGCACCUAACUGCUGAUAGUUGCUCUUUGACACUCUUAAAAAUGUGAUUUCAUUUCACUGUAAACAUUCUGGAUGUUACUGACGUUGGCUUCAGGGAACACAAUGUAUCAGUGAGUUAAAGAGGUCAGAGGUCACCACAAGACCUGAGACCUGAUGAAAACUGAUGAUGAUUUCCAAAGUAAAGCAUAACUUGCUUACAUCACCAGUGGAUCAUGUGACACAGAAUGGAUGUGAUGACAACUGACAGUACAUUGUGUUCCCUGAAAACUGCCCAAGAAACCAUCGUUUUUAGACAAAAUGAAAAUUAAACGUCAUUUCAACUUCA